GGAGUGGUUUGCUUCCUUUUGGGGAGUAGAUUAUGUGAUGUCACUGGAGCAGCCAGCGCCCCUUCCACCAAACAAGCCAAGCAUGCGCUCCAGUCGAGAAUCUUAAACGCGUUUGAGCUGUCAGUUGCCUGUAAAGAUAGAUUCAUAUAAAUACGGCACUCUCGAAAUAAAUAGGGAUUUGUUUUGUGUUUGCCAGGUUAGUUAGUUGUAAGUGUAAUAGUGUUCAUUUUAACUAGCUGCCAGCGUUUUCAGUGUCCGAAGUUGGAACAUUACUGGUAGAAGGAACAGAAAGGUGCGGGUGCGAUUUACUACCUUCACGCACUCCGCAAUAGCUUAUCAGACAACCAGAGUCUGGUGAAAAAUUCUGAGCCUACCAAAGAGCCAAUGGGCUAGCUGAAUGUAGUUAUUCUCCGUUUAAUUAUUAGUUUAAAAGGACGACACAGUAUUUGCUAACACGGAUGUGUUACGCGGAUGAUAUUGCGCUCUCUGUCAUUUUUUGACGUUUUUAAUUUAGAUUUACUAUUCACUUCAUCUGACUGUCAGCGAACGUUGUUUGGCCAGCUAGCUAGCUAAACAACGACAAUGUCGGAUAAUCAGAGUUGGAAUUCUUCGGGUUCCGAUGAAGAUUUGGAGAACGUCGAAUCUGGAGUCGGACAGUCUGCAAUUGGAAUCGCCGAGUUCGGUGGAAUCCUCAGCAAGUGGACCAACUACAUUCACGGCUGGCAGGAUCGUUGGGUUGUUCUGAAGAACAACACUCUGAGUUACUACAAGUCUCAGGAUGAGAGGGAGUUUGGCUGCAGAGGAUCCCUGUGUCUCAGCAAGGCUGUCAUAACUCCCCAUGAGUUUGAUGAGUGUCGGCUGGACAUCAGUGUUAACGACAGUGUGUGGUACCUGAGAGCCAUUGACCCAGAGCACAGACACCAGUGGAUCAACUCCAUCCAACUGCACAGGAGUCUAAGAGAGGGGAGGAUAGACAGUGGAGUCAUCCAGAGGACAUCACUAGUCCCCUCAACAGCUGUGUGUUUAAUGGCUGAGUCUGGGUAUGGUUCAGAGUCCAGUCUGAGGAGACACGGCUCCAUGCUGUCUCUCACAUCGGCUACCAGCGGAUAUUCUGCCACAUCCACUUCCUCUUUCAAGGGUCACAGCCUUAAAGAGAAGCUGGCGGAGAUGGAGACGUUCAGAGACAUCCUGUGCAGACAGGUGGACACCCUGCAGAAGUACUUUGACGGCUGCGCGGAUGCUGUCUCCAAGGACGAGCUGCAGAGAGACAAAAUUGUGGAGGACGAUGAAGAUGAUUUCCCCAACACUCGGCCUGACGGAGAGUUCAUCCACAACAACAAUGGCAGCAAGGAGAAGCUCUUCCAGGCUCUGAGCCCUAAGGGAAUCAGUGGGAUAGACUUUAAGGGCGAGGCCAUCACAUUUAAGGCCACUACAGCUGGUAUCCUGGCCACCUUGUCCCACUGCAUUGACCUGAUGGUGAAGAGGGAGGACAGCUGGCAGAAGAGACUGGACAAGGAGAUGGAAAAGAGGCGGAGGAUAGAGGAUGGAUAUAAGACUCAUCUCUCAGAGCUCAAGAAGAAGUCUCACUUCGGUGGGCCGGAUUACGAGGAGGGGCCCAACAGCCUAAUCAAUGAGGAGGAGUUUUUUGAUGCCGUUGAAGCCGCUCUAGACAGACAAGACAAGAUUGAGGAGCAGUCUCACACAGAGAAGUCAAGGAUACACAGGUCCAGUCCAGUUCCCCCAGGAGAUGUUUAUUCCACCAUUGGAUCACACAGAUUUUCUGACAAGCCAUUUUCCCUCUCCGGUGUCAUUCACUCUUCUGUCAUAGUCACUCUCCCACAAGAAGUCCACAGAUUCAGCUCUGAGGUGGAGGAGAUGGUGCAGAAUCACAUGACCUACUCACUGCAGGAUAUGGGUGGAGAUGCCAACUGGCAGCUGGUAGUGGAGGAGGGAGAGAUGAAGGUGUACAGAAGAGAGGUUGAGGAGAACGGUAUUGUCCUGGACCCCCUGAAGGCCACCCACUCAGUGAAGGGAGUGACGGGACACGAGGUGUGCCACUACUUCUGGGACACAGAUGUACGCAACGACUGGGAGACUACCAUUGAGAACUUCAACGUUGUGGAGACGUUAUCAGACAACGCUGUUAUAGUCUAUCAGACACACAAGAGGGUGUGGCCGGCCUCCCAGAGAGAUGUGCUUUACCUGUCAGCCAUGAGGAAGAUCCUAGCUAACAAUGAGAACGACCCAGACACCUGGCUGGUCUGCAACUUCUCCGUGGAUCAUGAAAACGCAAUGCCCACCAACAGGUGUGUACGUGCCAAAAUCAAUAUUGCCAUGAUCUGCCAGACCCUGGUCAGCCCACCAGAGGGUGACAGAGAGAUCAGCAGAGACAACAUCACCUGUAAAAUCACUUAUGUUGCCAACGUGAACCCAGGCGGCUGGGCUCCUGCCUCAGUGCUGAGAGCCGUGGCCAAGAGGGAGUACCCAAAAUUCCUCAAACGCUUUACCGGGUAUGUCCAGGAGAAGACGUCCGGGAAACCCAUCCUCUUCUAAGGCUCAUAAGGGUCACUGCACACCUGUCCACACAGACUGUUCCAAACAUAGCAUUCAACCCUAGCUAGCCCUUAUGCCAGCUAGUCCUUUUCUAGACUAGCUUCCAUGCUAGCGUUCAUGCUAGCAUUCAUGCUAGGUCUCCAGCUAGCUUUAAUGUAAACUCAAAUGCUAGCUUCAAUGCUAGUACUUUCUACUAGCUUGCUUUAUGCUAGAUUGCUAUACUAGCUCUUACGCUAAUUGUUAUGCUAGCAUCCUAUGCCAGCCCCCACAUUGGCUAGCAUGCUAAUGCUGACAUUUCCAUGAGAAUAGCCAAAUGUCAAUUUUGUUCUGUUUUCAGGCAGAGAUAUAAUAUAUAAAUGUAUGUAUGUGUUAUAAGAAAUUUAUAAGAAAGCAAUUUUCAAGAUGUAAAGAAAAAACAUGGCUCUAUUUUAGUCCUGCUUUUUGUAUUUGUCCUUUUUAAAAAAAAAGUUUGUUCAUAUCUGGUUGAUUUAGCUUUUUAUAAUAAUCAGUGGUGUCACAGCUUACUCAUGCUGCUAAUUUUUCUAGUACGACAACCUUUCGGCCACUUUUUUGAUCAUCUUGUUUGUAAGAAACAAAAAAACCGAGUCCAGAGGGCUGUCAUUGAACUAUGAUGCCUAUGACAUAAGACUUGACCUUUUGGUCUCUGCCUCUCUGGUGAAAACACCACUUUGCUGGUGCUGAUGGAGGGUGGAGAUGAAAGUUUUUUUUUUUGCUUUCAGGUAUUGAAAAUGUAUAAAAUGUGUUCUCUUCAUUUUAGGGGGGUUGUAUAUGUAUGUCAAUAAUGACAUGCUGCAAUAGCACAAUUUAGAGUUGGGAUUUCAGAUAUCUUAUUAACUGUAUAAUGUAACCAACCAUUUCUGCUUCAGCACAGUCUGUAAGUGAUUUUGCAGCUGCUUUUUGUGAUUGAGGAAACUCCAUCUGGCUUAGACUACGGUAGAAAAUGCAGUUUGUUUUGGAAUGGGUUAGGCAGCGUGCUGACACGUUACUGUACACCUGUAUGAAAUCACUGAAAGGACAUUGUUUCCGAUCCCUGAUAAUCUGCUUUUUUCUCUUCCGUUUUUUAGUUCUCAAAACCCAGAAAUAACUAAAUGGAAAUCGGAAACUUAACUUUCAAUUAUUUAAUUGGGAUGGCCCAAUUAUAAUUUAAAUGUUGUGAUAUUGCAAUCCACUGAAAAGGCCAGCUAGUAUUUUUCUUGUCAAAUUAAGAGAACUGUACUCUAUGCAGGCUUUCAUUCGAACAUAAUUCAUUUGUUGUGGCGAUUUUACCUUUGUAUGUUUAUGCCUUUACAAAUUGUUUUUAAGUGGAUAGCACUAGUAAUGUAUAAAAUAAGCCAAAUGGAGGGAAACCUUGACCGACAAUUCAAAUUGUACAUCCAUUUUAGUGGAAUAACCAUACUAUUCUUAUAGGAAACUGACCCAAUAUUUUACAGUUAAGUGUCUCUACUCUAAAUUAAGUUACAUUCGUAUUGAAUGGAAUGUAAUGGGGGAAAUGUAAAUAGAAGUGGUCACAUUAAUGCUGUUGAUUUCUUUUUAAGUACUGUGAAAAUGUGGCAAUUCCUUAGCCCUCUUGAAAAUCUAAAAUAAAAUUACAUGUUCUCCAGGUGGGGUUUGAA
Messenger RNA from Esox lucius (northern pike), 4187 nucleotides. RefSeq names its product ceramide transfer protein-like. The record is from RefSeq and is a predicted model, not a curated record. The transcript has 18 exons. Gene Ontology annotation, cellular component: Golgi apparatus. Gene Ontology annotation, biological process: ER to Golgi ceramide transport. Lineage: Eukaryota; Metazoa; Chordata; Actinopteri; Esociformes; Esocidae. Gene Ontology annotation, molecular function: phosphatidylinositol-4-phosphate binding. Bases 583 to 2553 code for a protein of 656 amino acids.